Pygocentrus nattereri (red-bellied piranha) is the source of this 7663-nucleotide messenger RNA. RefSeq names its product nuclear receptor coactivator 6 (gene ncoa6). The transcript has 16 exons. Gene Ontology annotation, biological process: positive regulation of transcription by RNA polymerase II. Gene Ontology annotation, cellular component: histone methyltransferase complex; nucleus; transcription regulator complex. NCBI's taxonomy places the organism in Eukaryota, Metazoa, Chordata, Actinopteri, Characiformes, Serrasalmidae. The record is from RefSeq and is a predicted model, not a curated record. The coding region runs from base 170 to 7243 and encodes 2357 amino acids.
GUAUUUGUCUUUGUGAAUACACGUACACUCGGUUUGAGGGGAAUCGCUUGGCUACGCGCUCGGCAGACGCGCUAGCUGACUAAAAACAGAAGAACGAACUAUUUGGACUUAUUUUCAAAUGGACUGAACGAGAGCUGCAAGAGACCAUAUAGCUCUUUUCAUAAGGGCCAUGGCACAGCAGCCCAACCCAUCUGAGCUCUCGUGGUGUAUAGAGUCUCCUGGGACCCUUUUAACAUCGGAGUACGACUCCAGAUUGGAGGAUGGAGAUGACGUCUGCAGUAAUCAUGGCAAUAGCAGCCCAGCUCUGUCUCCAAAUCCAGAGGGAGAGGAAACCACCACCAUCUUUGUGGCUUUUAAGGGAAACCUGAAUGACUCUGACUUUCAGCAGAAGCUUGACACCAUCUUGAAUGGGAUGCCCCCGAUGCUUUCAUUGGGUCCUGAGAGGCUGGCACCCAAGCGAGUGGAACCAUGGAACAGCGUGAGGGUCACCUUCAGCAUCCCCAGAGAAGCUGCCGAGCGACUCCGCCUCUUAGCUCAAAAUAACCAGCAGCAGCUCCGGGACCUGGGAAUCCUCUCAGUGCAGAUAGAAGGUGAAGGACCCAUUAAUGUUGCAAUUGGGCAGAACAGAGGUCAAGAAGUCAGGGUGAAUGGGCCCAUUGGGGCUCCUGGCCAGAGAAUGGAUGUGGGCUUCCCCAUGCAACAAGGACCUGGUGGAAUGCGGAUGAACAACCCCCAAAUGGUGCCGCCUGGACCUGCCAUAGCUGCACAGGGUAUGGGGCCAGGCAAUAGUGGACAGAUGCACCCAAGAAUGCUAAGGCCACCCACACAGACGGACUCAAUGGAUCCCAUGCUGUCAGGCCUAGCUUUGCAGCAGCAACAGCUCCAGCAUUCACAGGCACCCCAUGGACCCCCCUCAAUAGGCCCGCAAGGUCAUCACAUGCAGGGCAUGCAAGCAAACCGGCAGCUCACUCCAGCAGCCUUGCAGCAACUUCAGCAGCACCAGCAACAACAGGCUCAGCUAGCCCAACUAGGUGGUGCUCGUGGUCCCUUCAACCCUGCUAACCAGAUGCCUGGCCCUGCUGGCUGGAACCCUGGUGUCCAGCCAUCAUCUGCUCAGGGCCCAAUGGCUCCAAAUUGGAGAAAAGGUUCUCCACAGGCUCAAAUGGGGCAGCGUCCUCCCUCCUUGGCUUCUGUACAGACACCAAAUCAUCCACCACCUCCAUAUCCUUAUGGCAGCCAGCAGGCGGGGCAGGUUUUCAAUACCAUGACUCAGCAACAAUUACAGCAACAGCAGCAGCCAGCAGGGGCAAAUCAAUUUGCAGCCCCUCAACCCAAAGGUCCACAGGGAGUGGCUGGAGUGGUUGGGCCAAGGCCACCUCCUCCUCUGCCUCCUGUGUCUGCUGCACAGAGCAGCCUGGCUGCCAAGUCCCCUGGAUCCUCAUCUUCACCAUUCCAGCAAGGCUCACCUGGUACACCCCCCAUGAUGGGACAGGGCCAAGGUCAGCUAGGUCCACGUCCCACAACUCCACAGGGAUUCCCACAGGGAGUUGGAUCCCCAGGCAGGGCUGUGCUGGGCCAGCAGGGAAAUGUUCAGCCGGGCUUUAUAGGCAUGCAGCAGCAUGUGCAGGUUCCCCAAGGAGGGAUGGGAGGUAUGGCAAAACGAAUGCCGAUGGGGUUCCCAAAUGUUCCUGUGAAUCAGAACUUUGCACAAGGAGUUACAGCUAGUGGAGCAGGAACCCCCACAGGCAGCACGCCUCAGCUGCAGAACACUCAGAGCAUGGCACACCCAGGUGCUCAACCUCAAGUAUCAGCACCAAACCACAUGCAACCCAGUUCUCUUCAAACUGGUGGAAUUGGCCAUCACAGUGGAAUGGCGCCCCAGCCUCCUGCCACCUCAGGUGGCAGUAUGGGACAACCUCAGACAGGCUUAAAUACCCAAAUGAUGGCUAUUCAGUCCCAGCUUCAAACACAGCCUGUAGCCUCCUCUCAAAGUCAAAUGGUGCAAGGCCAAGCAGGGGGUCAGACUGUACUGUCCAGACCCAUGAAUCCAGGACAGCGAGGAAUGACCCCUCCUAAACAAAUGAUGCCUCCUCAGGGGCAAGGGAUGAUGCAGAACCAGGGCCAGCUUAGUGGGGGACAGGGGCACCAGGCAUUACUGCUGCAGCAGCAGCAACCACAACAACAACAACAGCAGCAGCAGCAUCAGCAACAGCAUCAGCAUCAGCAACAGCAUCAACAACAGCAGCAGCAGCAGGCAUCACAGCAGCAACAACAAAAUGCAAUGAUGGAACAGAUGGUAGCCAGCCAGAUGCAAGGUAACAAACAGGCCUUUGGACCAAAAGGCCAACCAGGAGUCAUGCCAGGUCAGAUGAUGCGAGGCCCAUCACCUAAUUUGGUACAAUUUCAGUCGCAGCAGCUGACCCCGCAACAACAGCAGCAGAUGGCUCAGCUACAACAACAGCAGCAAUUACAGCAACAGCAGUUGCAGCAGCAGCAACAGCAACAGCAGCUACAACUGCAACACCAACAGCCACAGCAACAGCUACAACAGCAGCAUUCGCAAAUGGCUCAACAGUCCCAACAGAUACCAAUUAAUGGUAAUCCCAACCAAGCAUUAGGCAUGCAUGGCCCUCACAUGCGACUACCAGGACAUCAUUUGGUACAACAACAGCUUCAACAACAGCAGCUUCAGCAGAAACAGCAGCAGCAGCAGCAGCAGCAACAUGUGAUGCAACAGUUACAGCAACAGCAGCAACAGCAGCAAGCUGGUCAGCAACAUCCACAUCAGCUGGGAGAUGGCAGUGGUAACACUGGAGACAUAAAUCAACAACAGAUGCUUCCUGACAUGCAAAUCCAGCAGCAGCAGGGCAUGAUGGGAGGACCUCAACAUAUGCAGGUGGGCAAUGGCCAUUUUCCUGGGCAUGGCAUGCCCUUUAAUCCUCAGUUUGGUGGCCAGAUGCCAAUGGGUGGACCCUGUGGGCAAGCUGGUGGUUUUCCAGUGAGUAAGGAUGUAACUCUGACUAGCCCAUUAUUAGUUAACCUUCUCCAGAGUGACAUUUCUGCCAGUCAGUUUGGGCAAGGUGGAAAACAGGGAGCAGGUGGGGUUGGUGUUAACCAGGCCAAACCUAAAAAGAAGAAACCACCUCGUAAGAAGAAACCCAAAGUAGAAGGACAGCAGUCUGUUGAAGGUCUUGGUGCCCUAGAUCAAGUUUCACAAGGAAUGGAUGAUGUAGAGUUACCAGGGCUAGGUAGUGAUCAAGGAGUUGGCAUGGAUUCUUCCAACUCAAAACUCCCUGAAUUCACUAACCGACCAGGAUUUUCUGGCCAAUCAGGAGAUCAAAGGGUAUUACAGCAAAUGCCAAUUCAGUUCAUGGCCCAACAGCAGCAACAGAUGCAGCAAAUGCAGCAGAAACAGUUACAGCAACAACAAAUGCAUCAACAGCAGCAGCAGCAACAACAACAAAUGCAGCAGCAGCAGCAACAAAUGCAACAGCAGCAGAUACAUAUGCAGGGCAUGCAGAUUCCUUCAAGCCAGGCUGGAACACCACAAGGUGCACAACAAGGACAAAUUCAUCCACAUCAGUUGCAGCUCCAGCAACAGCCACCACAACACCUGCAGCAGCAGCAGCAGCAGCAGCAACAGCAACAGCAACAGCCACAGCCACAGCAACAACAACCACCCCCACCAUCACAACAGCAGCAGCAACACAUGAUGAUGAUGCUUAAGAUGCAACAGGAACAAGCAAAAAAUCGACUCGCACUUCAACAAAGUGGCCACCCCCCAAGAGGUCUUGUCAAUCCCAGUGAUACUGCUCAGAGAAUGCCUGUGUCACAACAAGGCAGCAUGCCAGUAAUGAUUAAUCUGCAAGGACAUGGAGGUGUUCCGCCCUCUCCAGAUAAAGCCAGAGGGAUGCAACCCAUGGUGAACUCCCAGUUGGCUGGUACAGCAAGAAGGAUGCCCCACCCAGAUGUUGGCCCGGGAAACUCAGGAAUCCCACAAGAGGAAACAUCAGGUGUGCCUAACUUGCAGGACAGAGCAUCAAUUGAAAUGGCACCUCAAACAGGGAAUGGCACUCAGCAAAAUGUUGGCAGCCAAGGUCCUAAUACACACUUGUUGAAGUCUGGGCCUUCAUCGAUGCCUCAGCAACCAGGAGCAAGUCCCCAGCAACCACCUCAACAACUAACACAAAUGGCCAGCUCACAUAAUCUUCACUUUCCCAGUGCUCCUUCAACUUCCCAGAGUUCUCGCCCUAAGACACCAAACCGUGCCAGUCCUAGGCCAUAUCAUCAUCCACUAACUCCAACCAACCGUCCACCCAGCACAGAGCCUUCAGAGAUAAAUCUAUCUCCUGAGAGACUGAAUGCAUCAAUUGCUGGCCUUUUCCCCCCUAAGAUUAACAUCCCUCUGCCACCACGACAGCUCAAUCAAAAUCGAGGUUUUGAUCAGCAGGGUCUAAACCCAACCACACUGAAAGCAAUUGGUCAGGCUCCACCAAGUCUAACAUCUCUUACUAACAAUAAUACCUCUAGUGGCAAUAAUAAUGUCCAGCAGGGUUUUACAACGGGUGGUAGUACAGCAAAUACAGGUGGAAAGCAAGAAAAACAGCCUGGUGGGGGGCAGACAAAGCGAGCUAGUCCCAGUAAUAGUCGGCGAUCUAGUCCUGCCUCAAAUAGGAAAGCAGCCACUCCAAGCCCAGGAAGGCAGAAGGGCACUAAGAACUCUCUGACCUCGCCGCUACAUCAGCAACAAAUGGCAGUCUCCCAAACUGUAAUGGCCAGUUCUUCAGUGCUGUCAAGUACCACUGUAUCUAUGCCAUCAACUGGGACUCCAGAUUCUCAACAGAGUCUAAAUCCUCUACAAACUCUCCCUGGUAAUGCUGAUGUAAUGAAGGAUGGCCAGGUGCAGGCACAACAACCAGAGCAGCGUCAAACAGUCCAAGCACCAAGAGAUCCAUCUGCUCUUAGAAUGGCAAGUCCACGGGUGCCACCUCAGGAGCUGAAAAGUCAGGAGUCCAGUAAUGUACUUGACAGACCAUCUGAAGAGAUGCAUCAGCUGACAAACAUGCCACAACAAGAGCUUGGCUCUGUAGUUUCACCAGCUUUCAGAGAUGCCCCGACAUCCCUCAAUCAGUUAUUGGACAAUACAAGUCUUCCAUCCUUGUCCAUGAAACCACCCAAGAUCACUCAUCCAGCAGGUGGGGAUCUGGUGCAGAAAGAGAGCCCUCGACUUUCAGGAGAUCAAGAGAGUCAGCGUAAUCCCAAUAACCCACAGAACACUGAUAGUGGUCUUGCUUUGCCUGUUAGUGAACCUGAGCAGAAACCUAAGAUUGGUUCACUGCCCAGCCCAAAUUUGGUCCCAAAUAGCAGUACAAGCCUUCAGUCAUCCUGUGCCGUAUCAAGUAUCAGCCCAAACCCAGCUUUGCUUUCUAGCACCACUACAAAUGCAGGAUCACAUCCCAACCCUUCUGUGAGUCCAAACGCUAAAACUAUUGCAAGCAUGUCACAAACUGUCUUGCAUAGACCCACCUCAUCAGGACCCACUCCUCAAAAUCAGAUAACUGUCUUUGUAACAUCAAAUCCCAUUAGUUCUGCUGCUAGCACGGCAUCUGCAGGGCCCCCAGCUAUUGUUUCCACGGUCCUUGCAGUUCCCAGUAAGAAUGUAAGACCCCCAGAUGUGCGUCAGUCAGCUCCCACGCAGAACCGCACUCCACAGUUUAUUACACCCGUGUUCAUUAAUAAUAUAUUCCAAGUCCCUACUGCCUCUGUCUCUGUACCAUCAAGCACCAAUGUGGUGUCUCAGCCUGUCACUAUGGUUGGGCCCAUACAAGUGCCUGCAAAUAUUCAGCUUGCUCCUGCUUCUGUGUCAGCUGCAGCCUCUGCUUCAGCAUCUGCCUCUAUGGCAACGCAUUCCCCUGCUGUAAGCAUAGCAACAAGUCAGCCAGGCCGUACCAUGAUUCAACAGAUUCAAGUGCAAGUGUCUGCAAGUCAUGCUUCCCCUAUCAGUUCACUGCUUCCUCCUCAGCAGCCAAGCCCUGGAACUCUCAAGCAUGAGAGUAUCUCUGAUGCUCCUGCUUCAAAGUCAAGUCCUGUUGGACAACAGUCUCUCCAAACUAGUUCAUCUCCUCGCACAUCCCCAUCUUUUCAGCAGCCUCUGGCUUCUCCACCUGCUUGUUCUAGCCCAGGUACUACAUCUAUUGCUCGCAGAAGUCCCCUCUCACAGAUAACUGCUGUUGCCAAGAGCAGUCCACUCCAGUCUGCUUUGAGCAAGACUUCUGUCUCCCAAAGUGGUGACACUCAUCACAUGCAACAGCAAAGUACAACCCAGGCAGGAAAAAAUAUAGACAUUGCACCACCUCAGGUGUCUCACCGUGUGAUAACAACUGAAAUGCUUUCCUGCCCACAGCCUUCUCCUACAGUAGUCUCAGCUGCACCAGUAGCAUCUCAGCCAUUAGCACCAGUACCCACAGCUUCUCCCUCUGCACCAGUUCCUAUGGCAAUUUCCUCUUCUAGCCCUACACCCAACCCUCCUGCAGCUACCCCUAAUCCUACCAUGGUACCUCUGGCCAGUCCUUUUACUAGUUCCCCACCAACCACUACUGUGCCUGCAACAACACUUACUCCCCCUGCUUCUGUCCCAGGAACCUCUGUUCCUCCCACUGGCCCUUCAGUAGUGUCAUCACCACCGCUGCCAGCUGUUGAACAGCAGUCUACUACAGUAGCAGAGACGUGCUUGCCUGAUCCAACACAAAUUGGGGAGCCUGCUGCAGAUGCUCCAAGUCUCCCAGCUGCUAGACCAGUGGUUCCCAACCUGGUCCCCAGGACCCCCCACGCCACUGCCCCCUGGUCUUCCAACCAAAAUCGCAACACACAGAGAUGGAGGAAAACUGUGGGCCAUCUAGGGGGGCCUUUAAGACCAGCUCAGCCUGAAGUUGUGCAGGAAGAACAGCAUUUGAAUGACCAACCUGGAGAGGCAGCUCCUUCUGUGACGGAGCAGGGAUGGGCAAAGAAAAGAAAGACGCCCGUCGACUUAGUCCCAAGGGAUACAAGGGCCACAGCUGAAAAGGCAAAAGGCCCCAGCCGACGGAGCUCGAGGGCAGAGAAGGACACUGAGGAGGAAAUGUCUGAUAAUGGCCAGAGAAAGAGGGCAUCCAGGCCAGGGUCAGCUUCUUCCAACACAGGAAAGGCUACAGAAUCAAACACUGGAGCGAGUCCCACCCAGACGAAGCGAAGGAAGUCUAAGUGAUCAUGAAGCUUAACAUAGCUGUGAAUUGUACAUUUCGCUUUUCUUAUUUGACCUGUUUUAUCUGCUGUUUCUCCUGUUAAUCAUGUUGUGCGUGUGAUAACCGUGUACAGACGCUUUUAAAAAGAUAUUAAUUAUGUUUUUGUCCUCUGCUACUAAGUGAAAUCCUAUUUAGAACUGUGUGUGUGUGUACGUGUGUGUGUGCGUGCGUGCGUGUGUGUGUGUGCGUGCGUGUGUUUGUCAUGUUUUUAUUAUAUGCUGGAUUAAUCAUGAAGCCUGAUAAUAGAAUUAUCAUGUUGAUUGUAUAAUAAUGUUGCAGAAUUGGAUUAAAUUUUCUACUCCUCUUGUCCCUUUACAUGGAUCAGUAAUUGAGUGUGCACUUCUCAUUUCCCUGUUACUUGAGUAAAUUUUGUUUCAGUGUAA